Cooperia oncophora is the source of this 417-nucleotide messenger RNA. NCBI's taxonomy places the organism in Eukaryota, Metazoa, Nematoda, Chromadorea, Rhabditida, Trichostrongylidae. The record is from the annotation of a GenBank genome assembly.
AUGGUGCUGCAAUAUCAUCGAUUGCAUCCGAAUCGCAGAUGGCUCGAAGCAGUGAUGAAGGAUCUGGUGAAAGAAAGCGAUCCAUCGCGGCAGAUGGAUGCAAUCUUGAAAAGUUUGCACUCCUAUGCAUCAAGCCCAGCUGAUCUCAAUGAAAAUGAUAUCGGAAAAAUUGAGGAAUUGACGGAUCAUUUAGAAGAUAUCCUUGGCUAUGCUGAAAUCACGAACCAAUUCGUGGCCAAAGGAGGUCUACUGGUCAUCGAGGCUUUCCUGGUGGGUAGUGUAUCCAUGUUGUUGUUUUCUUUGUUUUUUUUUCUUGUUCCUUAUUCUCAAAGCGUAGCCGUAUCGCACCCUAAAUGUUACGCAGAUAUUCCUCUGAAGAAUGAGACUUCUUAUUUCAUUGGCAGAUUGACUUACUAG